UUAAGGUUGUAGGGGUGUGCCCGGUGGAGGGGGCGGGGCCGAGCAGUUAUGAAAACUCCCUGUCGGAGCCUGAAGUUCUAGUUGAUGAUCUGAACACGAGAUGUUGCUGCAGCCUCUGUGGACCGUGGUGCUGGAACACGCCUCGAUCCUGCGCUCCCCCGUCUUCCCCGCCCUCUUCUCCCUGAGCGCCUACCUGUGCUGCUGCGCCCCCUACCUGCUGCUGGAGCUGCUGUCCCGCCGCUGGGCGCCGCUGCGCAGGUACAAGCUGCAGCCUCAGAGCCGCGUCAGCUGGGCCUCAGUGCGGAGCUGCCUGGUCCUGACGCUCUCCAACCACGUGCUCUUCAUCCUGCCGCUCACUGUGCUGCACUGGUACCUGCGGCCCGUCCACCUGCCCGCCGAGGCCCCGCCCCUCCUGCAGCUGCUGACCCAGGUGUUCGGGUGUCUGCUGCUGUUCGACCUGCAGAGCUUCACCUGGCACCUGCUGCACCACCGGGUCCCGUGGCUCUACCGCAACUUCCACAAGGUGCACCACACCUUCACCUCCACCUCCGCCCUCACCACCGAGUUCUCCGGCGCCUGGGAGAUGCUCAGUCUGGGUCUGUUCGCCGCCGCCACCCCGGCGCUGCUCGGCUGUCACCCGCUCACCGAGCUCAGCUUCUUCCUGCUCAACAUAUGGCUGUCGGUGGAGGAUCACUGCGGCUACGACCUGCCCUGGGCCACGCACCGCCUGGUGCCGCUGGGGCUGUACGGCGGCGCACGCCACCACGACCUCCACCACCUCAAGUCCAACGUCAACUACGCCCCCUACUUCACCCACUGGGACCGGCUGGCGGGGACACUGUGGACGGGACACUGAGGAGGGGACACUGUGGACGGGACACUGAGGAGGGGACACUGUGGACGGGACACUGAGGAGGGGACACUGUGGACGGGACACUGAAGAGGGGACAAUGUGGAUGGACACUGAGGAGGGGACACUGAGGAGGGGACACUGUGGACGGGACACUGAAGAGGGGACAAUGUGGACGGGACACUGAGGAGGGGACACUGUGGAUGGGAAGACGUUGAGUAAGAUGAAGACGUUGGUGAAGAUGUUGAGGUCGCCGACCCGGUUCUGACCUGAAGUCUCUUGACACGUUUGUUUUUGGAACUGAUCAAUAAGUUUUUGAUCAGAAACGUUUUUAAAACAUCAUGAGUUUUUAAAUCGAUCGAUUGAUUCUAAGUUUCAGAAUCUUCAUCUCGACAUUGUUAUAUUUUUUAUAUUUACUAUAUUUUAUUUAUCAACAUUUAAUCUGUUUAAUGGUUAAUUUAUUAACCAGUGAAUCAAACUUGUUGUUGUUGUUGUUGCACUUUGACUAAAACAUGAAAAUUAAUGUGAAACAUUUUCUCAUUAAUGUUAAAAUGUGACUGAAGAACUGUUCAUAUUGAACCAAUCAAAUGUUUCUCCUGAGAAAUGUAUUUAAUUAUUAUGAAUAUAUUUAUCGUUUCGUAAUGAAACUGAAAAUGGGAAUUUUCAUGUGAAAAACAUGUUUUUUGUGUCAUGUAAUCUGAAAAUAAACUUUAUGAACAAAAAGUAUGAU
This is a messenger RNA of Scophthalmus maximus (turbot), 1580 nucleotides long. It is a transcript of the gene ch25h, whose product is annotated as cholesterol 25-hydroxylase. The record is from RefSeq and is a predicted model, not a curated record. NCBI's taxonomy places the organism in Eukaryota, Metazoa, Chordata, Actinopteri, Pleuronectiformes, Scophthalmidae. Bases 101 to 856 code for a protein of 251 amino acids. Gene Ontology annotation, biological process: cholesterol metabolic process; sterol biosynthetic process. The transcript is spliced from 2 exons. Gene Ontology annotation, molecular function: C-4 methylsterol oxidase activity; steroid hydroxylase activity; iron ion binding.